AUGUGGUGUGGACAAUCGGCGGGAGAAGCUCUGCGGAAGCUCGGUUUGCUCGGAGAAGGCGGUCGUGUGGGCUCAAGACGUGGUAAGCUCUGCUUGAGGCGGCAGAGAGGCUUGUCGUUGAGUUUCGCGGUGGUUUUUGAAGAGUUUCGAGAAGGGUUUCUUUUUGCGCCGGUUAGGAGGGAUCGCUGUGUGUCGGGAGUUGCUCCGUCCGUGCGACGAUGGCGUUCGACGGUGUGGCCGUCGGGUUUCUUCAGAGCUUCCGAAGCGUCUCCUCCGGAAGAAGGUGGCGGAUCCGAAUCUCGUUCGUUGCAGCUCGGUUUGGAGUCGGAUACUCUGGUCCGGUGUUUUCUGUUCCGACGAUGA
Messenger RNA from Arabis nemorensis, 363 nucleotides. The record is from the annotation of a GenBank genome assembly. Lineage: Eukaryota; Viridiplantae; Streptophyta; Magnoliopsida; Brassicales; Brassicaceae.